AUGGGCAAGAGAGGACGCGCUGCCACGGGCAACAAGCUCAAGAUGACCCUCGGUCUUCCUGUCGGUGCCGUCAUGAACUGCUGCGACAACUCCGGCGCCAGGAACCUGUACAUCAUCUCGGUCAAGGGCACUGGUGCGCGCCUGAACCGUCUGCCCGCUGGUGGUGUCGGUGACAUGGUCAUGGCGACCGUCAAGAAGGGAAAGCCCGAGCUGAGGAAGAAGGUCAUGCCCGCCGUCAUCGUCCGCCAGUCGAAGCCCUGGAAGAGGGGUGACGGCAUUUUCCUCUACUUCGAGGACAACGCCGGUGUGAUCGUCAACCCCAAGGGUGAGAUGAAGGGCUCCGCCAUCACCGGCCCCGUCGGUAAGGAGGCUGCUGAGCUCUGGCCCCGUAUUGCCAGCAACUCUGGUGUCGUCAUGUAA
Molecule: messenger RNA, 420 nt
Organism: Diplodia corticola
Lineage: Eukaryota; Fungi; Ascomycota; Dothideomycetes; Botryosphaeriales; Botryosphaeriaceae
Product: 60s ribosomal protein l23
Exons: 5
Coding region: 1-420 (139 amino acids)
Biological process (GO): translation
Cellular component (GO): ribosome; cytosolic large ribosomal subunit
Molecular function (GO): large ribosomal subunit rRNA binding; structural constituent of ribosome
Source: RefSeq, a predicted model, not a curated record